Debaryomyces hansenii CBS767 is the source of this 1386-nucleotide messenger RNA. RefSeq lists its product as uncharacterized. Bases 1 to 1386 code for a protein of 461 amino acids. Lineage: Eukaryota; Fungi; Ascomycota; Pichiomycetes; Serinales; Debaryomycetaceae. Gene Ontology annotation, molecular function: ribonuclease III activity. The record is from RefSeq and is a predicted model, not a curated record. Gene Ontology annotation, biological process: RNA processing. The transcript has a single exon.
AUGAUGUUACUCUUAAGGAAUCAUCGUAAUCCUAUCUUAAAACGAAUAAAUGGUCUGUCGAUUAAGCUAGGUUAUCAUUUUGAUAUGAAGACUAUGAGAACUAACGGUGGUUUACUUAUUCCCAGUCAACUAAAUAACUUACUAGGAACUUCAUGGAUUAGACAUCAUCUUUAUACAUUGGGACAUGACAUUGUGAAAUUACAACUAUACCAGAAGUUUAGCCAUUUAUUGACUGUCGGAGGUGGGGGGAUUAUAAAAACGGUUGUUUUCGACUUAUCUUCUUUCAUAAAGAGGGAAUUGAAACCAAACGAUAUGAAUAGCAAUACAGCACAACAAUUGCGAGAUUUAGUCUAUUUUGGGUCCAAUUCCAAUAAUUAUCCUAGUGAGGUUAUGUAUGAAAGUCCUAAACUCUCAAAUAGGCAUAGUAUAUCUGACUUCAGGUGGUUCUUCAUAGCCGUUGGAUAUAUGAUUGUAUCUCAAUCAGAGAACAAUAUUGAAGAUAUUACGGAUAAGAUUGUUAAUAUUUAUAUUAAUUCUAACAAUAAUAGAAUUAUUGAAGAUUAUAAUCAACAAGACGAUGCCAGUAACAUGAAAAUAUUAGAAUUAAUGAAACAAUAUUACAAUAGUGUGCCUAUAAAUCGUGCUAAAUUAUAUAGUAAUGAGCCAAAAUUUAUUACUAUGUUUGAAACAAAAGAUUAUAAAAUUCUGUUACCGCCAUUACCAAAGAUACAUAAUAAGGAACUAUUGGCUAAAUCACUUAUGCAUAAAGAAUUGUACCGAGGUUUGUUGGAUUCUAAGCAUACGUUCUCUAAAGAGUUAAAGCGGCGGAACAUUACAUUAGCCCAACGGGCUUACAAUAUUAUAAAGUACGAUCUAUCAUUCUUAGAUGGAUUGGGUGAUUUCUACCUAGCCCGUGAAUCGUCAAAUUUGCUAUACAAGUAUCGUGGAAGCCGGAAUGAUAGCUCACCUAUCCAAUUUGGAAGGAAAUCUUACAAUUUGUUACGAACUAUACUAGCGACAAAUACCUUGCUAUCAGAAUUAGCAUUGGCUUACAAUCUUCACAAAGGGUUAGAUGAUGUUGUGGUUUUCAAAUUAUUGAGAAAGUCAUAUGUUCCUCACUUGAACCAAUGGAAGAAUUCAAACUCAAAAUUUGAUAAUGAUGAAGUAAGAGGCUAUGAGCAAGAAUUUAUAGCUGAUUAUUUUGAACAGUAUGUUGGUGCUUUAUUUUUGGAGCAGCCUGAGGUUGCGCAGGGAUGGAUUACAGAAAUCUAUGAAAAUAUUUUACUUCUGAUAUCUGACGUACAAGUGUCAGCUGGAACAUCAAGAAACUACGAUUAUAAUGCAUGGAGUGUUGAUGUAAUUGGUAGAAGUUUAUAUAAACAAUGA